This is a messenger RNA of Lindgomyces ingoldianus, 485 nucleotides long. RefSeq lists its product as uncharacterized. The coding region runs from base 100 to 285 and encodes 61 amino acids. The record is from RefSeq and is a predicted model, not a curated record. Lineage: Eukaryota; Fungi; Ascomycota; Dothideomycetes; Pleosporales; Lindgomycetaceae. The transcript has a single exon.
CUAAGAAUAAGCCACGUUCAUAUGGCUAAAAUGAGUCCCUCAAACCUGGAUCACCACCUCUAGGAGUGGUAAACUCCGAGUAGGACAAAGCACCCCACAAUGCGCCACACAUCAGGAAAGUGGAUGCUGGUGGCGUGCUGGGACCGUCCUAAAUCAUCGAACGGCUCGCCGGUUUGGGCUUGGAAUUCAACAUUGUUCUUCAGGCUGAAAGAGCUUCACAGUGGAUGCAGGCUGCAGAAUGAAACGCCGAAGGCUAGCCGUAAUUUGAGAACAAGUCAACGAUGAUCUCAUCUUGGUGUCAAUUGCGAGCGGAAUGACAAACGACACUGGCGUUGGACGUUGUAUGGUCAUGAAUCUCAGAGAAUUCUCGCCGGGGAUUGAUUUGUGGAGCGGAACCAGCGCGCCGGAAAUACGAGGCCUCGAAAGCCGGAUUCUGGACAAGGCCCUGGCGAGGGAUGUGCACGGUCGGCACCGAAAAGAGCAAC